Messenger RNA from Pistacia vera, 459 nucleotides. RefSeq lists its product as uncharacterized. NCBI's taxonomy places the organism in Eukaryota, Viridiplantae, Streptophyta, Magnoliopsida, Sapindales, Anacardiaceae. Bases 1 to 459 code for a protein of 152 amino acids. The transcript is spliced from 2 exons. The record is from RefSeq and is a predicted model, not a curated record.
AUGUUAAAUCACGGCAGUGGCUUUGGGUGGAAUGAUGAAGAUAAAUGCAUAAUUGCAAGCAAUGAUGUGUUUGAGGAGUGGGUGAAGAGCCAUCCAACUACACAAGGAUUAAGGAACAAACCUUUCCCCCACUAUGACACAUUAGCAAUUGUUUUCGGUAGGGACCGAGCAAGUGGAGCUAGAGCAAAGAACCCAGCUGAUGCGGUUGAAGAUCUUGAUUCAGAAAUUCCCGAAAACAACAAUGAAUCAAUGGAUGUUGAUGUUGAUGAUGAUAAAGGGAGUAACGUUCUAGACAAGGAUGAUGUGGCUGCCUCUGGAGCUAGUGGAACUCGUAGGACAUCUAGUAGCAACAAAAGAAAAAGAAAUGAUGAUGGCAUCUCUGAAAUGGUGGACCAAAUGAAUGGUACGGUUACCGUGCAUUCGAAUCUUUUCAUCAAUUACUAUCUCAUCAAGGUUUGA